AUGACUCGUGAUAAAAUAUUGAUAGCUUAUAACAAGAAUGCUGACUUUCAUCAUUUUGAUACCAUCAAGAAGAUUUUCGAUGGGUGUCUCGAUACAGUGGAAUACAAAGCAACAGAUUCGAUACUGAAGGGAUUACAAUGGAAGACAAAAUAUUAUUCCGCAGACUUCGAUUUAUAUAUUGAUCGCUAUGAAUCUUUAGAUCAAUGGCUAGAUGAUCUUAAAGACCCUGAGUGCGAUGUCCUACGAGAUGCAUUAGCUGGGCUAAUCAUUAUUGAUGAUGUUGACCAGAAGCAAGUAUCCAUAUUGAAUAAAAAAGAUAGUCCAACUGUACAUGAAGAAUCCUUUUUAGUUUGGUGUAAUACCAAAGAUGAAUUUUCCCAGGAUGAAACUGAUGACAUGAACGUUCGAAUAGCAGUUGAUGGUGCAUCUUUGGAAAUUAUACGGUUACAUAGCGAAGAAAUGAAUGAGUUUAGUGAUACUGUUGGCAUAGAAAGAGUAAAAGAGAUUAUAGAUACUUAUCAAUGGCCUAAUAUGGUAAAAGAAUCAUUGGAAAAUUCUGUCAGAACAGGUAAAGCACCCUCAGAUAUGGAUAAUUUAGAUUCCAUUGUACAAAAGCUUAACAAUGCCAGAUCACAUUAUCAAUCAUUAGAUAAGGACAAUGAUGAAGCUGAUGCAAAUUCCUUCGCAGAUGAAAUAGCAAAAGAAGUAUCAGAAAGACUUGGCUUAUAG
Messenger RNA from Maudiozyma saulgeensis, 729 nucleotides. NCBI's taxonomy places the organism in Eukaryota, Fungi, Ascomycota, Saccharomycetes, Saccharomycetales, Saccharomycetaceae. The record is from the annotation of a GenBank genome assembly.